AUGGACAUUGCCUGUCGAGCUUGUAGGCCUUGUCGUCUGGGUAGACUCUUGUCACGCAGCCUCCGCCCGGCCACCGGCUUCAUCCCUAAGACUGGUUCGCGGUUCAGCAACCGGUCCUUGCACACUGAGACACCAGCAGUCCAUGACUCCUCCCUAGAGCCGCCUUCCUACUUGGAAUCACGACAAGACCGUACUGGCUCAGUUCCUUCUAGAGGAGAACCUCGAGGCUUUGUUGCGGCGAUAAGGCGGGAUGCAGGCCAACUGCCUGUUUCCUGUCCAGGAUGUGGCGCCCUGACUCAGGAUGUUGCACCUGGCGAAGCGGGAUAUUAUACACGGACGAGAAACACGGUGAAGAAGUACCUCAAAGCGGUCGAGAACGCGUCCCGUCGAGCGAGCAGGGAAGAUAGUCCCGAGGAAGGAUAUGUCUGGGAAAAUGAACAAUCUGCGGACAAAGAUGGUGAACACACUCAGCUCGAUCUUUCCGAGCCGGAGGCGUCGAUUUCUCCUCCGGUCUGUGAUCGCUGUCAUCAUCUGAUCCACGACUCUCGCGGGGUGCCCAUUGCCCAUCCCUCGAUCGAAGACAUUGCAGAUUCGAUUGCCGAGUCGCCCUUUUCGAAGAACCACGUCUACCACGUCCUAGAUGCCGCAGAUUUCCCCAUGUCUCUGAUACCGUCGAUCUACAAGAGCUUAUCCUUGGCCAAACCGAGAAGUCAGAACCGUCGUUCCCAGCACUCCUUUUCGUCGAAGCCCUCGCUUUCAUUUAUAAUCACCCGGUCAGAUCUGCUCGCGCCCAACAAAGAGAUGGUGGACAAAAUGAUGCCCAAACUACUCGCGCUUCUCAGAAGCUCGUUGGGCCGGAAGAAUCAGAAGAUGCGGCUCGGGAACGUCCACUUAGUUUCGUCGAAGAGAGGAUGGUGGACAAAGGACAUCAAGGAUAGCAUUUGGCAGCGUGGAGGGGGCAACUGGCUGGUCGGGAAGUUCAAUGUCGGAAAAUCGAGUCUUUUUGAAGUGUUGUUUCCCAAGGGCUCCGGCGAGAGGGCUCCAGUUUACGCAGAACUACUGCAGCAGCAGCAAGAAGAACAGAUCGAGUCUCCCGCCCUCUCUAAAACCAGCGACUUUCUGCGUGAAAACAGUCUGCUUCCUCCCCCUCGACCCGAGGUUCCAUUUCCAGCCAUGCCGCUGGUGUCGAGUCUACCUGGGACGACUGCAUCCCCCAUCAGGUUGCCAUUCGGCAAUAACAGAGGCGAGCUGAUCGACCUACCGGGUUUGGAACGAGGCGGACUAGACCGUUUUGUCCGUGAACAUGAUAGACUCGACCUUGUCAUGGAGCACCGUCCGACAGUGACACAACACAACAUAAAGCCUGGUCAAUCUCUACUCCUUGGGGGUGGGCUUGUCCGGAUAACCCCAAUCUUGGAUGAGAACGACCCAAGCACGAUAAUGAUGGCUUAUCCGUUCGUGCCACUGAAGGCUCAUGUCACUUCCACGGAAAAAGCCAUCAGUGCACAAGAACAACAGCAUGAAACUAGCCUUGCUUCUAUCCUCUCCGAAGGCGCAGGAGAGUCAAUGGCUUCGGCUGGCAAGUUCUACCUCAAGACGGAUGUCACAAAAUCACGAGCAGGCUCCGUGGUCAGGGCGGGAGUCGCUGCUUCGAAGUUGCCUUUCCACGUGUAUGCCACGGACAUCCUUAUCGAAGGCGUUGGCUGGGUCGAGCUCGUCUGCCAGGUCAGGAAACGGCGGGGAUCAUCUGAGGCUGACAAGGCUGAGACAGCAAGUACUGUGGAUCAAGAUUCGUCGGCUGCGCCUGUGCCUAAAGCCGAGAGCGUCUCAAUUGAGACUACUGGAUUUGUUCCCUUUGGCACCUCUGCUGCUACAGCUGAGGCCGAAAACUUGAAUUUUCCACAAGUGGAAGUCUUUACGCCAAUGGGCAAGUUUAUUGGUCAGAGACCUUGCUUGGAUGUGUGGCAAACGUGGAAUAAUGGGAAACCUCGAUCGCAGAUGCGAACUGCUCGCCCACGUAAGCCGAUGAGUGGAGUAAGGAAGCGCGAAAAGAUUCUACAUAAGGCGGUAUCUCAGGACUAA
Messenger RNA from Exophiala dermatitidis NIH/UT8656, 2082 nucleotides. RefSeq lists its product as uncharacterized. NCBI's taxonomy places the organism in Eukaryota, Fungi, Ascomycota, Eurotiomycetes, Chaetothyriales, Herpotrichiellaceae. Gene Ontology annotation, cellular component: mitochondrion. The record is from RefSeq and is a predicted model, not a curated record. Bases 1 to 2082 code for a protein of 693 amino acids. The transcript has a single exon.